Molecule: messenger RNA, 816 nt
Organism: Penicillium angulare
Lineage: Eukaryota; Fungi; Ascomycota; Eurotiomycetes; Eurotiales; Aspergillaceae
Exons: 2
Coding region: 1-816 (271 amino acids)
Source: RefSeq, a predicted model, not a curated record
AUGACAAGCCCAUCUGAGCCACCACGGAGGGCACAUCGCCACGAUCUCGCCAAAGAGACCAAGUCACUUAUUCCGAGUAUCAUGGGGCCCAUUGAGAUGUCGAGAUAUUCAGUGAAAUACCCAAACCUUCUAUCACCACUUUGGCUCGUCCCAGGGGUGUCAAAGCCAAAAAUCACGGUACACAACCUGGAUUCCUUUACCGCUGCCAAGAACAUCCUCGAUGCAAAUCCACUUGCCAAGGUCGCUGUUCACAACAUGGCGAGCGAGAGACAUGCUGGGGGAGGAUGGUUAAAGGGUGCCUUGGCUCAAGAAGAGGCUCUCUGUCUUCGCAGCACUUUGAGUGCGACUUUGCAUAGACACUAUUAUCCUCUUUCGACAUUUGCAGCAAUCUGGUCGCCUAAGGUGGCUGUCUUCAGGGAUGAAGUGGACUCAUGGUGUCGCAUCUAUCAACCUGAUGACAUCUUCAUCGUGGGCGUGGUUAGCCUAGCGGCUCUGCGAAGGCCACAGUUGAGUUCAGAAAAGGAUCAAUUUAAUCAUCCUGGAGAUAUCUUAGUAGUCAAGGACAAGAUUCGACAAGUUUUGCGGAUUAUGGGCCGAUUCAGGAUUACACAUUGUGUUUUGGGAGCGAUGGGUUGUGGUGCGUUCCAUAACCCUCCCAAGGAGGUAGCACGCAUUUACAAAGAAGUUUUGAAUGAGCCGGAGUGGCAUGGUUAUUUCGAGGAAAUAUCUUUUGCGGUUCUUGAUUCAAAAAGAGAGGGGAAUUUCCGCAUUUUCAAGGAUGCUUUGCAGAGCGAUGAGUGGUUUGCUGGUUCUUGA